Macadamia integrifolia is the source of this 2180-nucleotide messenger RNA. RefSeq names its product glutathionyl-hydroquinone reductase YqjG-like. The coding region runs from base 935 to 1999 and encodes 354 amino acids. The transcript is spliced from 6 exons. The record is from RefSeq and is a predicted model, not a curated record. Lineage: Eukaryota; Viridiplantae; Streptophyta; Magnoliopsida; Proteales; Proteaceae. Gene Ontology annotation, cellular component: cytoplasm. Gene Ontology annotation, molecular function: glutathione transferase activity.
AUGCAUUGUGACAAUAUCCAAAGUCAUUGAAAGUCAUGACAGUUACGUCUACCUUCUUCAAUUAAGACUCUUACCUACUUCAAUUACAUCUUACAGGAAUGCAAUUGGCUAAAGCUUAUUGAAUUUCUGUUUAUGGAUUUUUAAAAGCAACUUUCAAAGACAAGAAAGCUACGCCUCCAACAGUUCAACCGUCAAGUUCUUGUUUGGUGUUUGACUGAUGAGAUCUUAGGUUCUCAGUGAUCUCAAAUGUGUGCAGCAGAGGCUGUAUUUUUGUGCUUUCUUUCUUGUGUCAAAGAAAGAGGGGAGGGAAUUUGGGUUGGGGUGUGGGGGAGGAGGGAAUCUCUUCCACAUCCAUGUAGUCAAGAAAUUGGGGCUAGUCUUAUAUGGGCUUCUUAAGGUGGAGGCAGGAAGCAUUUCAAUGACUUCUAGAGACUGAUGCAAGGAGUGAUCUCAUCAGUUUUUUGUCAACAGAAAAUGAUGCGUUCAAAGGUCAGAGGGGCACCUCCAUGGGUUAAAUUUAGUAAUAAAGGUAGGAAUGUAUGUCAAGUUCUUGUUUGGUGUUUGACUGAUGAGAUCUUAGGUUCUCAGUGAUCUCAAAUGUGUGCAGCAGAGGCUGUAUUUUUGUGCUUUCUUUCUUGUGUCAAAGAAAGAGGGGAGGGAAUUUGGGUUGGGGUGUGGGGGAGGAGGGAAUCUCUUCCACAUCCAUGUAGUCAAGAAAUUGGGGCUAGUCUUAUAUGGGCUUCUUAAGGUGGAGGCAGGAAGCAUUUCAAUGACUUCUAGAGACUGAUGCAAGGAGUGAUCUCAUCAGUUUUUUGUCAAAAGAAAAUGAUGCGUUCAAAGGUCAGAGGGGCACCUCCAUGGGUUAAAUUUAGUAAUAAAGGUAGGAAUGUAUGAUUGAAACUUGAGUGAUACCCCAAUUCCAAACCUUGUCAAGAUGAUCUCUGCCAUCUCGACAACUUUCAUAGCUUUUGCUCCGGAGAAGAGAAGCUCUUCCAUCAAAUCUUUUUCCCAGGGUACUAUUCGAAUGGCUCGUUCAGGACUGGAUCAGAUAUCAGCAACCGGUGCUUUCGAUCGUAGUCCAUCAACGUUCCGGAAUUUUAUCUCCAAGGAUCCAUCCUCUACAUUUCCUGCGGAAUCUGGGAGAUACCAUCUAUACAUAUCAUAUGCUUGUCCCUGGGCAUCAAGAUGCAUUGCUUAUAUAAAUGUGAAGGGACUUCAGAAAGCCAUCAAUGUCACAUCAGUCCAACCCAAAUGGGGAAGAACAAAGGACACUGAUGAUCAUAUGGGAUGGGUCUUUCCUUCAAACACAGAACAAGAAGGCGCUGAACCUGACCCAUUGAAUGGAGCAAAAAGUAUCAGAGAUCUCUAUGAGCUUGCUAGCACAAACUACUCUGGAAAAUACAGUGUUCCUGUUUUGUGGGAUAAGAAAUUUGAAACAAUUGUGAACAACGAGAGUUCUGAGAUACUCCGUAUGCUGAAUACUGAAUUCAAUGAUAUAGCAGAGAAUGCAAGUUUAGACCUUUAUCCUCCUCACUUACAAUCUCAAAUUGAUGAGGUUAAUGAUUGGGUAUAUGAUGGGAUAAACAAUGGUGUUUAUAAGUGUGGUUUUGCUACCAAGCAAGCAGCCUACGACGAGGCUGUGGAAAAAUUAUAUGAAGCUUUGGAUAAAUGUGAGGAGAUUCUCAGCAAGCAGCGAUAUUUAUGUGGGAACGCACUUACUGAAGCUGACAUUCGGUUGUUUGUCACUCUCAUAAGAUUUGAUGAGGUUUAUACUGUUCACUUCAAAUGCAACAAAAAGCAGCUACAUGAAUACCCAAAUCUGUUCAAUUACACCAAAGAUAUUUUUCAAAUUCCAGGCAUGAGUACUACUGUUAACAUGGAGCACAUCAAGCGACACUACUACGGAAGUCAUCCUAAUAUUAACCGAUAUGGUAUAAUUCCUGUUGGUCCUAAUAUAGAUUAUACUACUCCACAUGAUCGAGACAGAUUCUCUACUUAAUGUAUUUGUGUUUCUUGUUGUAAUUAUUUGAGUCCAGAAGUUUUGUUUUUUUUGUUUUUCUUUGUUAUUUGGAAAUAAAGACAGUAAGAAGAGGCCUUGUGACAUGCCAAUACUGUGUUGUAAACUUUAUCUUUGUUCUCUCUUUGGUGGAAAUGAAGUAACCUAUCUAGUAUUACACAGA